GGACCGCACGUCCCGGUUUGUCCGCGCCGGGUCACCUGACUCCGCCGAACCACAAACCUGAGGAGGGGCCAGGAGGAGCAGGAGGGUGAGCGCGGCGCAUCGGGCUGAAGAGGCAGCAGCACUAACGUUAGUCGAAGAUGUCGGGUCAGACGCUGACAGAUCGCAUCGCAGCUGCUCAGUACAGCGUUACAGGAUCAGCUGUAGCCAGAGCCGUCUGCAAAGCAACCACACAUGAAGUGAUGGGGCCCAAGAAAAAACACCUGGACUAUUUGAUCCAGGCAACCAAUGAGACCAACGUUAAUAUUCCUCAAAUGGCUGAUACUCUCUUUGAGCGAGCAACGAAUAGUAGCUGGGUGGUGGUGUUCAAAGCCUUAGUUACAACACAUCAUCUAAUGAUUCAUGGCAAUGAGAGAUUUAUUCAGUACUUGGCAUCUAGAAACACGCUAUUCAAUCUCAGCAAUUUUUUGGACAAAAGUGGAUCACAUGGAUAUGAUAUGUCUACCUUCAUAAGGCGUUACAGUAGAUACUUGAAUGAAAAAGCAUUCUCCUACAGACAAAUGGCAUUUGAUUUUGCAAGAGUGAAGAAAGGCGCUGAAGGUGUAAUGAGAACAAUGGUUCCAGAAAAGCUAUUGAAAAGCAUGCCAAUAUUACAAGAACAAAUUGAUGCACUUCUUGAAUUUGAUGUUCAUCCAAACGAAUUGACAAAUGGCGUCAUAAAUGCUGCAUUUAUGCUUCUCUUUAAAGAUCUCAUCAAGCUUUUUGCAUGUUACAAUGAUGGAGUUAUUAAUUUACUGGAGAAAUUUUUUGAAAUGAAAAAGGGACAGUGUAAAGAUGCUCUUGAAAUCUACAAACGAUUUCUGACUAGAAUGACUAGAGUAUCUGAAUUUCUUAAAGUUGCAGAGCAAGUUGGAAUUGACAAAGGAGACAUUCCUGAUCUCACACAAGCUCCCAGCAGUCUUAUGGAGACCCUGGAACAGCAUCUAAACACAUUGGAAGGGAAAAAACCUGGGAACAGUGAAGGUUCUGGUGCUCCUUCUCCCUUGAGCAAGUCUUCUCCAGCCACAACUGUUACAUCUCCUAAUUCUACCCCAGCAAAAAGUAUUGAUACCUCUCCACCAGUUGAUCUCUUUGCAACUUCAUCUACAGCAGCUCCAGUCAGCACUUCCAAACCAUCCAGUGAUCUUCUAGAUCUUCAGCCAGAUUUCACAUCUACUGGGCAAGCAGCUCCAACUGCUUCAGCAGGAGCAACUUCGUGGGGAGACCUCUUGGGAGAGGACAAUCUGGCAGCGCUUUCCAGUGUUACUUCUGAGCCACAGAUUUCAGAUCCAUUUGCUCCAGAGCCUAGCCCAACUACUGCUACAACUACUGAAAUUGCAACUGCUUCAGCUUCUGCUACAACUACAACAACCAUUACUGCUGUCACUGCUGAAGUGGAUCUCUUUGGAGAUGCCUUUGCAGCUUCUCCUGGAGAAGCCCCUGCGGCACCUGAAGGGGCAGCAGCACCAGCUACCCCAACCCCUGUAGCAGCAGCUCUUGAUGCAUGUUCAGGAAAUGACCCAUUUGCCCCAUCUGAAGGUAGUGCAGAGGCUGCUCCCGAGCUGGACCUCUUUGCUAUGAAGCCAACUGAGACCAGUGUUCCUGUAGUUACCCCUACUAGUGCAGCUACUCCAGCUCCCACAACUACUCCUUCUCCAGCUGCCACUGCUGCCACUGCUACUACUGCUACAGCAACUACCACUACCACCACAGCCACCACAUCUGCCACCACCACUACCACCACUUCCGCUCCUCCUGCUCUAGAUAUCUUUGGUGAUUUAUUUGAGUCUGCUCCUGAUGCUCCCGCAGUGCCUAAACCAGAUGCUACUCCUAGCAUAGACCUGUUUGGUACAGAUGCUUUUUCAUCUCCACCACAUGGAACUUCUCCUGUGCCUGAGAGUUCUCUCACUGCUGAUCUCUUAUCUGUGGAUGCAUUUGCAGCACCAUCUCCUCUACCCGCUGCCUCUCCAGCAAAAGUGGAUUCUUCAGGUGUGAUUGACCUAUUUGGUGAUGCUUUUGGAAGUAGUGCUUCUGAACUCCAACCUGCAACCCAGACAGCUUCUAGUUCCUCAGCUUCUGCAGACUUACUGGCUGGCUUUGGAGGUUCUUUCAUUUCUCCCUCUCCAUCACCAUCACCAGUUACUCCAGCUCAAACCACCUUAUUACAGCCCAACUUUGAAGCAGCUUUUGGAACAUCACCAUCAACUGGUGGCAGCUCAUUUGAUCCAUCAGUGUUUGAUGGUUUAGGUGAUCUUCUUAUGCCAACUAUGAUUCCAUCUGGUCAGUCUGUAGCAGCUUCAGCUGCUACAGCUUCAGCAGCAAGCAAAGGCCUUGGAAGUGAUCUUGAUUCAUCUCUCGCAAAUUUAGUAGGCAAUCUUGGAAUUUCUGGCACCAUAUCAAAAAAGGGAGACCUUCAGUGGAAUGCUGGAGAAAAGAAGUUAACAGGAGGAGCUAACUGGCAACCAAAAGUAGCACCUGCAACAUGGUCAACUGGUGUUCCUCCAGCUGGUCCCUUGACUGGAACUGUGCCUCCAGCAAGUGGUAUUCCUCCUGCCUCAGGUGUCCCCCCAGUUGCACAGCCAGGAUCAGGAUUUGGAAUCCCUCCUUCUGGACCAAGUGUAUCCAUGAUGCCUCAGCCGCCAGUUAUGUAUGGACAACCUAUGAUGAGGCCACCAUUCGGAGUUGCAUCUGGACCUGGUGCACAACUGUCUCCAAGCCCUACACCUGCCACUCAGAGUCCCAAGAAACCUCCAACAAAGGACCCAUUAGCAGAUCUUAACAUCAAGGAUUUCUUGUAAACAAUUAAGCUGCAGUUUUUUCUGACUGGAUAGUUAAAAAUGUGAGUUUGGAGUCUACAAAUCACAGAUUGAUGCUCAGAGUUUCAAAGUGAGCCACCAGUACCAAACCCAGUGCUUAUUCAGACUGUCUUUUACUUCCGAAACGUGUAGCACAGCUGUGAAAGUGAACGUUAGGAAUGUGUACUACCUUAGCUGUUAUCCCUACUCUCUCUCAAUUUGUGUACUUGGGUUAUUUGUGUUCUACAGUUUAAACAAUGGAUGUAUGUUUCUGAUGCCUUCUAGUGCUUUUCUGAACCUAUUCAGUAGGGGCAGAUUAUGCAGCUGUUGUGUGGUGAGCCAGUUGGAGCGAUAUGUCUGUGUUUUUGAAGGUUUCAAUGUAUAUAACUUUUGACAAACAUCUGAAAUUUCCCUAAAAGUUCCGUUUCUUCAUCUGUUACAAAACAUAGUGUGAUAAUACCAAUAGUAAGAAACACUUAACUAGACAAAAUCUUUGUGUGAAAUACAUUUUUCCCAGUCACAUGAAUUUCAAUUGUUGUGAGAAAUGUUUUAUUUUUGUGGCACUGUAUAUGUUAUAUUAUAAUUUAAAGUAAUAUAAAGGUAAAUUUCCAUAACAAAUACUCCUUUCAAGUUACCUUACAAAUAAUGAAAAAUCAUAUCUGAAAGAAUACUGUAUUUAUCACUUUUUUUAAUUUAAAAUAUAUUUCAACUCUUUGAGUUCUUGCAUUUAAAUUCGCUUAUUUAUCUUGCUAAAUGCAUUGAAUAUAAGUAAAGGGUCAGUUUCUCUCCAUGUAGUUGAAAAAAGCAGCCACAGUUGUGCUGACGUUCUUUAAUGUCAAAUAUGAAAGCACACUUUGGUGUGUCUGUAGUUAUAACAUUAUUGCAUUUUUAUUUAACUCUUUUAUGUACAUCUGUUAUUUUAGUGCUUACCUGUGUGUAUGCCUUGGAGUAGUGUAUUUCCAUUCCCCAACUAUGCUGUGAGUAGUUUUUGUACUAUUCGUGAUUAGACCUCAUUCUGAUCCAGAGAACCACACCCUUUACUGUACAUAUUGUAUUUCUUUAAUUUUUAGUUUGUUCUCAUACUGUUUGUGCUGAUGGCUUGGCUUAAGAUUUUGACUCUUAAAUGAGGUCACUGUUGAUCAGUGUUACAAGUGGCUUGGCAGCUCUUUGUUCAAAGCAUAUUGAAUUGGAAAGAUGUUCACCUAAGUCUUUCAAACUAACUAUUUAAUCAAUGUAUGGUACCAUUAAAAGUGGUUGUAUCUGAAUUAACUGUGGGGAUAACAUACACUCUAAUGGGGAAAAAGUUAUAUAAAGCUAAUUUCAAAAUAGCUUUUCUUUGUAUUUUGGUUUAAGAAUCCAGUGCAUGUACGCCCUCUGAGAUGCAAUAAACACCUUGAUCAAAGUAAAGAUGAACACUCUAAAUGUCUUUCUAAUUUCAUAAAAGAAAAGAUCCAGAAUUAUAGCCACUAGUUCUCAAUGUAUUGUUUGUUCCACAGUUUUAAAAGUGCAUCAUUUUCCAAAAAAAUUAGUGUCUGUCUACACCUGAGUCCCCUACUCAAGUUUGACUUUUACAAUCUGUUUCCUGUGGCUAAAAUCUUUCACAGAGCAAUAGGAGAAAGAAAAAUUAAACUGACUGACUAGGCACAAAGUGACAUACUCUGGACAAAGUAAGCAUAUUUUUCAAUUUGUUCUCUUUAGUCCUUAAAAAUCACACCUCUGUAAUGUAUAUGACAUAUAACAUACAGUUUAAAGUUUACAUGACCUUUCAACUAAGACUGGAUUUCACACAAAAAAAUACUGAAACAUUUAAAAAACAUAAUAUAAACGUUAAAUUCAAGUCAGUCAGUACUGUUUUCCAGAUGAGUUUCUAAUUCUGAAACUGGUAGUAAAAUUGGUUUGAAAUUGUCUUAGACUAAUACAAUGUUGCAGCUGUUUAAGGUAACGCAACUUACAGAACAAUUACUAAUAUUUAAAAUUAGAUGCAAAGUCUUUGGACUACAUCCAGCCUUUGGCUAAAUGGGUGCAGUUCAGUUAUUUUCGGUGGAAUUGUACCUUAAACCAGAACUGAAUUUGGCACUUGGGAUUAUUUGAGUCAUUCCAAAAUGCUUUGCAGCAAAGAUUGCAUUUGAAUCUUAAAUUUCAAAAGUUUACCUGACAAAUACCGUGGUGCUGGUUUCUUUCACCCUUAUCAAACAGAUAGAUAAACCUAGGCCCAGGCUCUGCAAAUAAACAUAUAUAAAGUUAUUCACAUGCAUAAGUGUUUAGAAACUAUGGGCUAUUCUGCCAAGCUUGCACAGAUAGUAGCCUCAAAAGAAGAAAACUUUUUAUUGUACCACUUUCCUUCAAUUCAUAUGAUGUAAUGCCCAAAGGAACAUACAGAUGAACUCUACAGCCAUACUGUUUCCUGGGGCAAAAAUGGAUACAAUGAAUGAGAGCACUUUUAGAGACAGGCAUAACUAAACACCAGGUAGAGAUUAUGUACUCAGAUAUGUAGCUAAUGACCAGUCAUAACCAUCAAAGCAAAACUUCAGCUGUUGAGUAUCCAAUUAAUGCUUGCCAGGACAGAUUGAAUUUCAGACUAUGACAUACAUUUGACUUAGAAUGUAAAAAAAGCUUACAGCA
Molecule: messenger RNA, 5453 nt
Organism: Gopherus evgoodei (Goodes thornscrub tortoise)
Lineage: Eukaryota; Metazoa; Chordata; Testudines; Testudinidae
Gene: SNAP91
Product: synaptosome associated protein 91
Exons: 30
Coding region: 138-2834 (898 amino acids)
Biological process (GO): synaptic vesicle budding from presynaptic endocytic zone membrane; clathrin-dependent endocytosis; clathrin coat assembly
Cellular component (GO): clathrin-coated vesicle; clathrin-coated pit; synaptic vesicle
Molecular function (GO): 1-phosphatidylinositol binding; phosphatidylinositol-4,5-bisphosphate binding; clathrin heavy chain binding
Source: RefSeq, a predicted model, not a curated record